CGCUGCCAGGCGGAGGGCUGCAGACCCAGGGCUGGCUUCCCUCUUGCACUGCUGGCUCAUGCAGCCUCGCUGUGCUGUGCCUGGCACUGUGGCUUUGCUGGUCCUUGGCUUCCCGUUCCAGUCACGCACCCAGUGCCAGGAAUCCCCCCGGCUGCCAGCACUGCCCUGCCCCGGCAGCUAUGACAGGAUGCCCGUCUGCGCUGCGGCGGGCGCGCACCUCCCGGAGUGCCCAGUGAGCCGGAUGCCCAUGGAGGGGCAGGACAAGGCUCCCAGCCAUGCGCCGGCCUGGGAAGGGGACGCCCUGCGGGUCAACCAGCUGCACAACAGCAACAACAACGCCUCGCCUGGGGGCUGGCUGGGCCGCAAGGGCUCCCGCUCCCUCUCGCCCUUCGGCCCCCGGGCCCCUGCUGGCGCCAACCACACGCUGAGCUACCUGGAGCGCGUCGUGCUGGAGCUCGUGGAGUCGGAGCGCACGUACGUGCGGGACCUGCGCAGCAUUGUGGAGGACUACCUGGGGAAGAUCAUCGACACCGAGGAGGAGCUGCUGCGGCCGGAGCAGGUCAGCGCGCUCUUUGGGAACAUCGAGGAUAUCUACGAACUCAACAGCGAGCUGCUGCAGGACCUGGACAGCUGUGACAGCAACCCCGUGGCCGUGGCCAGAUGCUUCGUGGACAGGAGCCAGGAUUUCGAUAUCUACACCCAGUACUGCAACAACUACCCCAACUCGGUGGCGGCUCUGACCGAGUGCAUGAGAAACAAGCACCAGGCUAAGUUCUUCCGCGAGCGCCAGGAGCAGAUUGGCCACGUGCUGCCCCUGGGCUCCUACCUGCUCAAGCCGGUCCAGAGGAUACUCAAGUACCACCUGCUGCUCCAGGAGAUCGCAAAGCACUUUGACCUGGAGGAGGCCGGCUACGAGGUGGUGGAGGAGGCCAUCGACACCAUGACCUGCGUGGCCUGGUACAUCAACGACAUGAAGCGCAGACACGAGCACGCUGUGCGGCUGCAGGAGAUCCAGUCCCUGCUGCUGCACUGGAAGGGGCCGGAUCUGACGACCUUCGGGGAGCUGGUGCUGGAGGGCACCUUCCGGGUGCACCGCGUGCGCAACGAGCGCACCUUCUUCCUCUUCGACCGCACCCUACUCAUCACCAAGAGACGGGGCGACCACUUCGUCUGCAAGAACGACAUCCCGUGCUCCUCCUUGAUGCUGAUCGAGAGCACCAGGGACUCGCUGUGCUUCAGCGUCACCCACUACAAGCACAGCAAGCAGCAGUACAGCAUCCAGGCCAAGAGCGUGGAGGAGAAGCGGGUCUGGACCCACCACAUCAAGAGGCUCAUCCUGGAGAACCACCACGCCAUCAUCCCCCAGAAGGCUAAAGAAGCGAUCCUGGAAAUGGACUCCUCCCACCCCGCUCGCUACAGAUACAGCCCGGAGCGGCUGAAGAAAGCGAAGUCGUGCCAGCCCAUGGACGAGGUGCCCCCGCAGGCACGGCAGGGGCGCCGGCAAUCGGAGCCCUUCCACCUCCGGCGCCGCAGGGAGAAGCUCCCGGACGGACUGCAUGGCGGUGUGGGGUCAGGGCGCGCAGGCCGCAGGAAGUCUGAGCCUGCCAAGCAGAUUGUCAAGCAGCUGGGUGAGAAAGCAGGACUGAAGCACGCCGACAGCACCGGAGCCCUCCUGGAGGCCGGGGCGCCCUUGCAGGUCCCUGGCAGCGCUUGGCAGCCGGCUGAGGGCGAGGGGGGCGCGGAGGAGGAGGAAGCAGCCGUGGGGAAGGAGGAAGAGCAGGCCCUGGGGCAGGGCUCGCUGGAGGAGCUGGCUGUGAGUGACAGCAGCGAGAAGGGAGCUGGGCCGGAGGAGGAGGGCCCGGUGGGCGAGGAGCAGGUAGCUGACUUUGCGAGCUUCCUGCUGGCGGCAUUGCACGGCUGGCACUGUCGGGCCAACGCUUUGCUUUUCUCCCGGGGCCGCACGGGCAAGGGGCCCAAGGGAAGCCAGGAGCCAGGGAGCCCCGAGAACCGUCGCAGUGCAGAGAUGGCCUCGGCCAUCCUGGAGGCUGCCCCGGAGCCCAGUGAGCUGCCUGAGGAAGAGGGCCCAGAGGAGUCCCCUGAGGCUGCGAGCACCCCCAAGCCAGCCCAGCCGGCCCAGCAGAGGGCGAUGGAGCAGGAGCAGAGCCUGGCCACGGCGGAGAACAUGGAGGACCUCAAAGCCCUGAGCAGCGAGGAAGAGGAGGAGGAAGAGGAGGAGACCAGGGCGAGGAGCAUUCUGCCCCCGUCCGUGCUGGACCACGCCAGCCUCAUCGCCGAGAUGUUCGCCAGCAGCUUCUCACGGCGCAGCAGCCUGGCGCUGGAGGAGGGCCGGCCCGGGGGCUUCUUGACGCCCAGGCUGGUCAGCCGGAGCAGCAGCGUGCUGAGCCUGGAGGGCAGCGAGAAGGGGCAGGGCCGCGGCAGCGCCGCCAACUCCCAGGGCCGCGUCUCGCCGCCAGGCUCCACCCGCAGCGAGGCCGCUUCGCCCGGCUCCUUGGAGCCCGAGCGCACCCCCUGCCACAGAAAAGAGUCCAUGCUCUCCCAGCGGGACCGGCUGCUGCUGGACAAGAUCAAGAGCUACUACGAGUGCGCGGAGCACCGUGACGCCGGCUUCAGCAUCCGGCGCCGGGAGAGCCUCUCCUACAUCCCCAAGGGGCUGGUGAGGAACUCGGUCUGCCGUCUCAACAGCCUCCCGCCACCGGAGCAGCACGCCGACGCCAGGCGGGGAGCGGGCGGCGCGGGGAGCGGCGGGCGGACAGCCGCCUGGGUGCUGGCGGGCGUCCCCACCGCCGGGUCCAGGGCCGAGCCCAGCACCCCCGUCGCCGAGGAGGAGUUCCGUCCGCCCGCCGAGAUGAUCAAGGUGUGGGAGGGCAUGGAGAAGCUGAGCGCCGGCCAGCCCUGCCCGGAGAGGGGCAGCGGGGAGGGCACAGCUGGCGCCACCGCCGCGUGGCCCCUGGACAGGAGCCAGGAGAACGGCUUGGACCUGCACGAGCCGCUGCUCAUCCUGGAGGACGACGAGCUGAGCGCCAUCGCAGAGGAGUCAGCCGGGCCCUCACCCGAGAGCCGGUCCCCCACGGAGCGAGCGGGGCCCACCAGGCUGGCCGGCCAGCUGCAGAGACUGGCGCAGGAACUGGGCCACCCUGCCAAGCCGUGCCCCCGGGUCCCGCCGCUCUCGGAGGCCGAGCUGAGCGAGCGCCUGAAGAACAAGGUGUACCAGCUGGCGCGCCAGUACAGCCUGCGCAUCAGGAACCGCCAGCCAGCCGGGCACAGGCGGCUUGCCAAGCUGGAGGAGCUGAGGAGCUGCGCAGCGUCCCCCCCGCGUGACGGGCACCAGGAGGUGAAGAGAAGCCCAGGCCCACGGAAGAAGCCAGCGCUCUCUCUCGCGGCCUUUGAGCAGGUGGUGCUGCAGGAGUACAGCCCCCGCACCCCGGUCUCUGCCACCGCCUCCUCGCAGGACAAGUCGCCCAAGUGCUUCUCCUACAGCCCCUCCUGCCCCACCUCGCCCGGCAGUGGCACCUCGCCCGGCCCCUCGUCCUGCAGUCCGCUCAGCCCCAUCGUGGCGGAGACGUUCACCUGGCCCGACGUGCGGGAGCUGCGCUCCAGGUACUCCUUUGGCACGGCCUUCCCCGGCCCACGCCGGCCCCCCCCAGUCAACAGGAGCCGGUCGGCGCCGGAGAAGAUGGUGGCUGAGCUGCCGGGAGGCGUCCCGGGACAGGAGGGCUGGCGCGGGCUGGAGCAGAGCACCGGGAGGGACCGGAGCACUGAGGAGAGCCCAGACCCCAGCGCCCGGCAACGCCAGAGGAACCAGAGCGCCGGCUCACUGCGCAUCACCGCGGAGGCCAUGCUGGGCGACCAGCGGGUCAUCGUGCUGGAGAAGGUGCCGUGCGGCGGCGACCCACCUGCCCCCGAGGAGCCGCCCGAUGCCGCCAGCUACGUGCAGAUCCGCUCGCCCACCUCGCGGGAGCGGAUCUCGCUCAAGGCUGUGGCAGAGCGCUGCAAGGCCUACCAGGAGUCGGACGAGUACCGGCGGCUGGAGGAGGGCCCGGCCCCCGAGCCCAGCCGGGCCGCGGGCUGGGAGCAGGCGGCCGCCGGCCAGCACGGCCGCGUGAGGAGCCUGCGGGAGAAGUUCCAGACCCUGAACUCUGCCAGUUGAGUGGACGCCUGGCCUGCCCGGCUCAUGAGGGGGAGGUCGGACUUGUGUACGUAGCGAGCGCCUUCCUCCCCCCCCCGCCAACACCCCCCCCCCGCAUGGGACUAAACCCCCAGGACCAGGCUGGGCCAUGGCCAGAGACCUGCUCUCAGCGGGGGCUCUGUGCUGAAGCAUGUACCUGCAGAUCCUGGGCUGGCAGGAGCAGCGGGCAGUGCCCACCACCAGGAUCUUGGCGCAGCGUCUGCCCACCGCCCUGCGGCUGAUCCUUGGCAGCCCUGCUGGCACGAGGGGCUGUGCUGCUGGCCAGUCCUGGAGGAGGAGGGUGAAUUGCUCUCCGCUGGGCUGGGUGAAAGGGAGCGUGGUGUACCUGGGUGCCCCAUGCAUGGUGGCUGUACACACACUUCAGUGCAAUAAUCACCCCUCUCGCCUCC
Messenger RNA from Malaclemys terrapin pileata, 4596 nucleotides. It is a transcript of the gene PLEKHG3, whose product is annotated as pleckstrin homology and RhoGEF domain containing G3. The record is from RefSeq and is a predicted model, not a curated record. Bases 59 to 4168 code for a protein of 1369 amino acids. NCBI's taxonomy places the organism in Eukaryota, Metazoa, Chordata, Testudines, Emydidae. The transcript is spliced from 19 exons. Gene Ontology annotation, molecular function: guanyl-nucleotide exchange factor activity.